Messenger RNA from Bathycoccus prasinos, 2091 nucleotides. RefSeq lists its product with no specific name. NCBI's taxonomy places the organism in Eukaryota, Viridiplantae, Chlorophyta, Mamiellophyceae, Mamiellales, Bathycoccaceae. The transcript has a single exon. Bases 1 to 2091 code for a protein of 696 amino acids. The record is from RefSeq and is a predicted model, not a curated record.
AUGGCUUUAAAGAAGAAGAAGAAGAAGAAGAAGACGAAGAGUUCUCACGGGAAUAUUACUACUCAUAAUAACAACAACAACGAGGACAAAGACGACAACGACAGCAACGCGUUCUUUUCGCGCAUUCGACGCAUCAAAAGCAGAUGGAAUCAACGACGAAAUUCAUCGACUUUUAAGGAAGAUUUCGUCGCGUUUUGUUCCAACAAAACCACCACAAAGCGGAAUGAUACCGAUGAUACCGAUGAUCAAAACGAGAAGUUGUUCUUAGUAGACGACGUCGUUUCUCAGGAAUCCAUCUCGGACCAGACGUACGCGAUGAGUCGCGCGUACAAAAUCGAUCGAUUGGGCGCGAAAUUGGCGUUGGAUUUAGCCUUGGGAAAGCAAACGGAAGUGAGACGAGUGUUCGAAGCGCUCAGAGGAGGAGAAUCGAAAGGAAAAGAGGACGACGACGAGGAGGAUGAAGAAGAAGAGGAACGGACGAUGUUUGAGCGCGUGUUUGGAGACGGGUGUAAAAAAGUACCGAAAUCGAACGACGUGCGCUUUCGAGCGCCGCUGGAGGCGUUGCGAGAGGCGUUGGAUGUCGUGGAUACUUUAGAGGAGAAGAAGAGGAGGAAAAGGAAGAAGAAUGGAGAGGAGGUCGGUAGGAGUGGCGAUGAUGGCGAGAGUCACGCGAGCAGUGAAUACGAUUCAGACGAUUCGGGCGAUUCAGACGAUGAAACGGAAUAUUCGACGGAGGAUUUUCAAUCGUCCGAGGCGUCGAGUUUGCUUUCGAUUGGCGAACACGCUCGAACAAUAAGAAAAGAGAAGAACAGCGAGAAAACGACAAGCACGCAAGAACAAACGACGACAACGAGUAGUAAAUCCUUGUUUAGAGACGUCGUGUUUGCCGCUUACCACAUCUUUGCGUUGAACGAUGCCAAGAAGCAAGCGUUCGAUAAGUGGAUUUCAGACGACGUUAAUCGAUUAUACGCUAAAGAUUUACUCUUAUCCGAGAAGGAAAUCAAAGACGACGAUAAGAAACCGUGCGCGGCGACUAGAGCGGAGUUUUUACGAGUCGCGUGCGCGUCGAGAGCGUCAAACGCGGAGAAAGUAGCUUUAGAAACGCUGGAAACACAAUUCCCUCGUUGGCAAAUACAAAUCCAACGAGCGAAACGAAGACGAGACGUGUCGUCGAGAAUAGCCAACGAACGAUGGGUGCGUUUGUUACAGACGCACGCGUCCGAAAUUCGACAAAAAGUAGAAGAGUUACCGGGAGAUGCAGAUUUUGCGUUGGCGUGGAAAAAAAUGCGCGAGUUUACUCGGAAAUUCGACGUCACCGAGGCGCAACAAAACGCGUACGCCGCGACCGAUCCAAUCGCACAAAAAGAAAGCGCCAGAGUCGCUGAUGCGUGUCGAGCGAUGCUUUUAGAUGGGUUAAACGCCGCGUGUGGCGUCUCUAUAUCGAACUUAAGCAUCGUCGAAGACGAUUCGCAAUAUUACAACAGCGAUGUGUUUGAAAAACAACGCCUUCUGAUUGCUAAAGAGUGCGGCAGACCUUUGCGUUCGCUCGAAGCGCGAUGCGCGCAAGCGAGGAAAGAAAUCGGCACUUUGACGUCGCGCGCGUUCGCCGCCGCGCCAAUCGUUUCCACCGCCGCCACCGCGUCUAUGUUUCAAAAUCUCUCUCUCCAAUACGAGCUCCACGAAAAAGAGCAAAUCCAAAACGAGCUCUUGGAGGAAGAAUCCGUCGAACAGGAAGCGCGAACCGAACGCGAAAGACUGAAAAAGCAAGCCAAACUCGACCGCCUGCGAGAACUCGCCAGACGCAAACUCGAAAAAGAAAACGAACGAAAAAGAGCGGAAGAGGAACUCCUCCUGCGUAAAAAAGAAGACGAGCGUUUGCAAGAACUCGCCAUCGAAGAGCGAAGAGCAGAAAUCGCGCGCGUCGAAGCGCGAAGAAAAGCGCGAGACGUCGAAGAGCAACGUUUAAUUUUGGAGGAAAUCGAACGCCAAAACAAAGCGAACAAAACCUGGGCGGAUUACGCCAGCGAUAGCGAAGAGGACGAUCUGAGCGAUUUGAGAGCGUUCGUGGAUAAGGUAAACAUGAAUGAAUAG